UGUCCAAACGAGUGUCCAAUCCGCGCGCACAGCCGCUGCGAGCCGAGGCUUCUCCUCGCUGCAUGUCUCAAACUGCACGCAGACACACAGACAGAGAGGUAAGACGAGGAGGAGCUCCAGCUCCGCAGGACCGACCGCGUAAACGGAAGGCUGCUCAUGCGCUUGGAUUAUACCGGGCAGUGAACUGUCACCGCUCAUAACAGCGCCAGCACGGCUUUCCUCGCUGCCCUCUGCAGCUCAUUAACUCGUCUUCUAAUAGUAAAUCAAUCAAUAAAUAAGUCUGGAUAUUUGCGCAAAAACUACAACAGUAGCGGCGUUUAUGUGAUUUUUCUAGUUUUUUUUUUUUAUUUGUUUUUUUCUUACCCUGGAUAAAAUUAUAUAAAAGUAUUUUUCUUUCACCUGCACUGCUUGAACUGUCGGAAGAAGAAGGACUUCUCCUUUCGCAUCUGUAAGUCUCUCCCUGGAACUACAUCAUCUACAAUCUAGACUUACCUGUGUGUGGAAGAUAUGAGGUGUGCAGGCUCCUGGUGGAUCGUUUGGUCUCUUCUGGUGCUCAGGGAGGCAGCAGACGCUGGAACAAUCGCAGACGCAUCACUCAGUCCUGGACUGAGCACCAAGAUGGGACAGAGUGAGAAGGCGCUGAGCCAAGGUCAACACAGAUGUGUCGAGCCGUCCAAAAGAGAUGCCCAAGAAAACAGAACUGGUCUGUUCUGCGCUCCAAUGUGGGAUGGGUUUUUGUGCUGGAAUGAGACACCGGCUGGGGAAUCGGUAACUCUACAGUGUCCAGAUCACCCUGACCUCGGUCCAACCGAAAAAAUUACCAAAUAUUGUGACAAAUCAGGCAACUGGGUCCAAACAGGUUCUGCUUGUGGACCACCUUUAAAGAGCAAAAUAGAGGAAAUUAGUUUUUUAAAGGAUGCGGCAGGAGAGCCAACCACAGAAGCCAUGUGGGUCAGAACAGAAAAAAUUAUUCUUGAAAACGAAAACAAAUGCCUAGAGAAAAUGAAGAACGCGCCACCUUAUAAUAAAUCAGGCUUGCACUGCAGUAGGAACUGGGAUGGCUGGCUGUGCUGGGACGAUACUCCAGCAGGAAGCUACGCAUCCCAGAACUGUCCUGAUUACUUCGUAAACUUUGACCGCACAGAACAGGCAAAAAAGUACUGUGGAGCAGAUGGAGAGUGGUUUCGUCAUCCAGCGAGCAAUAAAAUUUGGACCAAUUACACACUCUGUGUGACAACCGAUGACAAGAGGCCAGCGAAACUCAAAGUAGAAGAAAAUGAACAGAAAUGUCUGCAAAAAAUGAAACAAGACCCAGCACUCAACAAAACAGCGCCAUACUGCAGUCGUAAUUGGGACGGCUGGCUGUGCUGGGACGAUACACCGGCAGGUACCCUUGCCUCUCAGAGCUGCCCUGAUUAUUUUUCUGACCUCAACCCCACAGCAAUGGCUACAAAGUACUGCGCAGAAGAUGGGCAGUGGUUUCGCCAUCCAGCGAGCAGCACGACUUGGACUAAUUAUACGCUGUGUGUUGACGACAACCCGGAGAUAUUGAGGGCAACUGCACAGUUCUCCCGAAACACUGAGGUGGAUCUCAUCAGUGAAGCCACAGAGAGUCCAGAGGUCCAACAAAAGAAUCGGGAAAUUGUGCGGAGAAAAAUCCUUGACAACCAGUACAAAUGUUUUGAGAAAAUUAACAGAGAUCCACCUUACAACAAAUCAGGUUUGUACUGCAGUCGGAACUGGGACGGCUGGCUGUGCUGGGAAGAUACUCCAGCUGGAACUUACACAUUCCAAAACUGCCCCAACUAUUUUGAUGACUUCGACCCCACAGAGAAGGCAACAAAGUAUUGUGGGGAGGACGGGCAAUGGUUUCGCCACCCGGAUACCAACAGGACAUGGUCAAACUACACACUCUGCAAUGAAAACACUAAGGCAAAACUAAAGUCGGCUUACAUCCUGUUUUACAUGGCUAUUGUGGGCCAUGCUUUAUCCAUAGCCUCCCUGCUUAUCUCUCUGGCCAUCUUCUUCUACUUCAGGAGUUUGAGCUGUCAAAGAAUCACCCUCCACAAGAACCUGUUCUGCUCCUAUGUGCUGAACUCGGCCCUCACCAUCAUCUACCUUGUCACUGUGGUCAACAAUCCCAAAGUGGUGGCCAGCAACCCGGUUAGCUGCAAGGUUCUGCACUUCUUCCACAUGUACAUGUUGGGCUGCAACUAUUUCUGGAUGCUCUGUGAGGGGAUUUACCUGCACACACUCAUCGUGGUAGCUGUGUUUGCAGAGGAGCAGCACCUGCACUGGUACUACCUACUGGGCUGGGGCUUUCCUCUGGUGCCUGUGUCCAUCCACGCCGUAGCGAGGAAAAAGUAUUUUGAUGACAACUGUUGGAUGAGCGUUGAGACCCAUCUGCUCUACGCAGUACACGGACCCAUAGUGGCAGCCCUUCUUGUUAACCUCUUCUUCCUGCUGAAUAUCAUAAGAGUGCUGGUGACGAAGUUGCGAGACACUCACCGAGCAGAGUCCAACAUGUACAUGAAGGCGGUGAGAGCCACCCUGAUCCUGGUGCCCCUGCUCGGAAUACAGUUUGUCAUAUUUCCUUGGCGGCCGGAGAACCGUCUGGCCGGUGAGGUCUACGAGUAUGUCAUGCACAUACUCAUGCAUUAUCAGGGUUUGCUGGUGGCAACAAUAUUCUGCUUCUUCAAUGGGGAGGUGCAGGCAGCUCUGAAGAGACAGUGGAUGCAGUACAAAACCCAGUGGGGUCAGCGACGGAAGGACCACUGCUCAAUGCGCUCUACGUCCUACACGGCCACCUCCAUCACCGAGGUGCCGGCCUUCAUGUACCACCACGAGUGCAACGCCGAGCAUCUGAACGGCUGCCACACAAAGGACUCGGAGCUGGUGGCGCUGAAAUCAGGAGACACGUACGCUUAGACUACGCUUUAAUCGGAGCGUAACGGCAGACACACACCAAGUCAGAAAAAGAAAACGAUUCUGUUCUAGCUGCCUCAUCUCAGCGAAUAAAUCUCAGAGGCUAAUUUGUCCGGCACGGGGUGAAUAUACGGGUCUGAGACAGAGCGCUCACCAGGAGAGAAGAUUAGCUACGAGACUGAAGCAUUUUAUUUACACUUUAUUCUUACGUUGCUGCUGCAGCUCCUUUUUUUUUUUUUUUGAGAACAUUGAUGUCGAGAACUUGCGGCACGAGAGGAGAGCUGUUCAUGAUGUCUGCUGACUUUCUAAAGCUGCUAUUCUGUGUGUGGGUCGGCUCACAGAGACAGAGAGGAAAUCAAAUUACUGCAACUGUGGUGCUUUCUGUUCUUGAUGACAGUACUAAAUGUGACACUUAAGUGGGUAGCAGUUCUAACUCUUUAUGACUUUGACAAACAACAUUGGAGUGGUGAAAACCAUCACUAUGAUUAUUAUUAUUACUAUCAAGCUGAGGACCACAUCAUUCCUAUACCAAAGGGUACUGUUUGUUCACCACAGCUAUGAAGACAGAAGCAGAGGUUAAACACCCCUCACACACAUUAAGUUAAUAUGACAUGGAAGAGGUAACAUUUCUAGACCCUAUUUUAUGCUUACAGUUCUGGAAUUAUUAUGUACAUAUAUGUAUGUUAAAUUUGUUUCCUUUGACAAAAGCUGUUUCACUGUUUUAAAAUGACUUUAUGCUUCAGUUUCUGUUUGCGUUUUACUUGUUAAUUCCUAACUCUGUGCUACCUGUGUGUCCUGUGAUGCUGCAUUCCUGACGGCUUUGUUGUUUCGAAGUUGCUGUAUCUGUGCCGACGCCGAAUAUCACAGGGCUGAGAGGUAAAAUGCAUAUUGUAGACAGAAAAAUAAAAUACAAAAAAAGAGAACGAUAUAAAGGGUUUAUCAGUCACAGGAGCUCCUUUUGCUGAGCUAAGGGGAGUGCGGCAUCAGCUUUGCCCGGAGUCCUGAUAAAAGUUUUAUCGUCACUCCUUCUCGAACCUCUCUGCGGUUCGUCCUCGGCCAUCGUAGCAGUGCAUUUCUCUGGCCUCUGUGCGUACAUGUAGGGAUUCAUUUCAUAACCUUCUGUGUGACUGACCAGGGGUGACAAAAAAGAUUCAAUAUGGGUGCAAAUCUUAGUGUUACACCGAAGAGAACCAACUUUUACACGAGGGCACAAACACAAUUUAUUAACUUAUUCUUUCCUUGUUUUCUCUACUCUCUUAAUUUAAACGGUUUUGGUUAAUUGUUCUAAUCAUUGUGAACAUUAAUGUUUUAAUUUUAGGCUUUUGAUGAUUCAUUUGAGCCAUUUUUGUGUCAGGAUAAAAUGAUUCAGCAGCAAUGGCUUCUAAAAAUAGGACUUGUGUGCACAAGUUUGGAUUUAUUGGCGAUUUGCUCUCACCCACAGAGGGCCAGAAUUACAUCAGAAGGCUCAAACGAAUGCACACACCCCCAAAAAUAUUUGCUUAAAUGUCCCUCUGCAAGUUACCCAUGGCUAUUCUUAAUCACAGUGAACAAAGUGGUUCUGUUGCAUCAUUAAAAACCCAAAAUUAAAUCAUUACAUAUGCAUACCUCUGACUGGAAAUGUAUCAACAAAAACCUUUGUCAAAAUUAUAUCGUUCUCAUGAAGUUACUUAUAAUCCUUAAAGUAGCGCUUAAAGAUCAAAGCUACAGACACAUUUAAACACAGCCAGAAAAAAAUAUUUAUGUUUAUCAGUAAUACAGUCAACAGCCAACAUUUUCAGCUGCUUUUGUAAUCAUAAAUUCUUCUGGCUCUCAAAUAGAAACUUGCUGCUUUAUAUUAGCAUCACCUGCUUGAGCGCUUCAGGUAAAAAUCAAUUAUUUUCUAGAAAUAGCCGAUAAGGCUGCUGCUCCUCUUUAUAUUUGUUUUUAAAAAUACACACUGUAAGGCAGGUUUGUGUUUUCAAAAAAAUGUCUGUAUCCAAUGUGUAGAAUUGCUCCCAAAGUUAGCCUACAGCUGAAUUUGAAAAGUAAAAAGUUUUCAAGAUU
Messenger RNA from Xiphophorus maculatus (southern platyfish), 4968 nucleotides. It is a transcript of the gene calcr, whose product is annotated as calcitonin receptor. Gene Ontology annotation, molecular function: amylin receptor activity; calcitonin receptor activity. Gene Ontology annotation, biological process: adenylate cyclase-activating G protein-coupled receptor signaling pathway; positive regulation of cytosolic calcium ion concentration; cell surface receptor signaling pathway. The record is from RefSeq and is a predicted model, not a curated record. Gene Ontology annotation, cellular component: axon; plasma membrane. Lineage: Eukaryota; Metazoa; Chordata; Actinopteri; Cyprinodontiformes; Poeciliidae. The transcript is spliced from 22 exons. The coding region runs from base 508 to 2928 and encodes 806 amino acids.